AUUCGGCGAGCAUCAUAAAAAGCAAAUAUUAGUCAUUAAUAAUAAACAAUACAUUCUUAAAUAUGGAAAAAUCUAAAGAAAAAGAUCCCGUGGACAUAGUUCACCAAAAUGCUAUUCACGUGGAGACAAUAAUGAAGGAGCUGAGACACCAGAAGCUUUACACAGAGUUUAACAUCAACCCCUUUAAGAAACUGCACAUUCUGACAGAUAAGCCCAUGACCAACAUCACAUAUGGAAAAGAAAAGGAGGACCCUGCUUUUCUCAGGAUCAUUCAUGGUGCCCGUCUGGAGCCAACAAAGAAGUACACCCACCCUCAAACUGAAGCACAAGAGAUAGGCUGGUUAUCCAGUCCUCUGCUUGUCUCAGAUCGCAGCGACAGACGACUAAACUUUCCACGGCAGAACUCUGAAAUCACGAAAUACAUGGACGCUGCCUGGCGCAUGAUGGAGCAGACAAAAAAUCUUGGAUAACAGUUUGGGUUGUAUUUUCCUGAUGCCAUAUAACAUUAAUGCUGUCAAAUGCUGGAUAGGAUAUGUGGACAUUUUCAAGUGGCCAUUCUUUGUUGUCGGAAAUAAACAUACUUAA
Messenger RNA from Myxocyprinus asiaticus (Chinese sucker), 585 nucleotides. RefSeq names its product cilia and flagella associated protein 144 (gene cfap144). Gene Ontology annotation, cellular component: ciliary base. Bases 63 to 470 code for a protein of 135 amino acids. The record is from RefSeq and is a predicted model, not a curated record. NCBI's taxonomy places the organism in Eukaryota, Metazoa, Chordata, Actinopteri, Cypriniformes, Catostomidae. The transcript is spliced from 4 exons.